CAGACUUUCCGACCAGAGGAGAAAAAGGGAGAGGAGGAAGAAGAGAUACCGUAGAGGAGUCUCCAUCUUCGCCAUUCCAAUCAUGACUCUGGAAGACGGCUUCUGAAUUCCUGUUUGGUAUAAAGACUCUUCAGCUACAGGACCAGUGCCACACCGAGCUCCGACCAGAUGGAGGUGAAUGCGGUUAAGAAACGCCAUCGCACACGAUCCAAAGCAGUCAGAGUGACACAGGAGUUAUUCAGCUGUCCCACUCCAGGCUGUGAUGGCAGCGGUCACGUCAGUGGGAAGUACGCCAGACACCGCAGCGUCUACGGCUGCCCGCUGGCCAAGAAGAGGAAGGCUCUGGAAAAACAACCACUGGAGCCGGCUGCCAAGAGGAGGCCCUUCCUCACCUCCUGCACGGGGGAGGAGGAGGAGGAGGACGCCGGCGCCUACACCAUCUAUGAGAACGAAGCCAUCGAGGAAGGGAAGGAGCAAGGGGAGGUAGUGGAGGAGGAUGAGGAGGAGGAGGGAGAAGGAGACGAAGACGGCGAUGUGGAGGACGAGUUCUCGGAGGACAACGAGGAGCAGGGUGAGGAGGAAGAGGAGGAGGAGGAGGAAGAAGAAGAAGAGGAUGUAGAGGUGCAGAGGGCAGAUACGACAAUGGGAGGAAGGCAGGCGGAGGAGGAAGAGGAGGAUGAGGAGGAGGGGAUGUAUGAGGAGGAGGACGAAGUGGAAGAUGGGGAUGAUGAGGAGGAGCAGGAUGAUGAGGGAGAGGAAGAUGAGGACGAGGAAGAGGAGGAGCAGAAUCGUCAGCAUGUAGAAAAUCACUACAAACCCAGCGGACAAUCCAAGCUCGUUCCAAUUCAGAAGGACGACAACAACAAUAACAGCUGCACCAUCGGCGCAGGUAACGGCACCGGAGAGGAUUACGAGAACUACGACGAGCUGGUCGCCAAGUCGCUGCUCAACCUGGGCAAGAUCGCCGAGGACGCGGCCUACCAGGCCAUGACCGAGUCAGAGAUGAACAGCAACUCCUCCAACAGCGCUGGCGAGGACGAAGACGACGACGAGUACAGCAAUCACGGUGACCGCAAGGGCGAACUGAGCGUGGACCUGGACAGCGACGUGGUCAGGGAGACGGUAGAUUCCCUGAAGCUCCUGGCGCAGGGACACGGAGCCAUGCUGCCCGAGGACGGCUACCCGGACGGCGCCAUGGCGGAGGACAUCGGCCACGCCAACGGGAGGCCCGGGGCGGGGGUUAGGGCUCGGGCGGAAGAGAGCGAGGAGGAGGUGUGUCUCAGCAGUCUGGAGUGUCUGAGGAACCAAUGCUUCGAUCUUGCUCGGAAACUGAGCGAGACACAGUCGUGUGAUCGGAAGCCGCAAUAUUCGAGAGGCUGAAAACAGCAUCAGAGUGCACAGGAGGAGCACAGGUCUUUGGAACGCAGCUACUCGGACAUGGUGAACCUGAUGAAGCUGGAGGAGCAGCUGAGCCCGGGGUCCAGAGGUUAUCCAACCAGCUGCAGCCAGGAGGGAGACGAAGACACCACGUCGGUGGCCUCCGACCGCUCGGACGAGACCUUCGACAUGGCCAAGGGAAACCUGUCGCUGCUGGAGAAGGCCAUCGCCCUCGAAUCGGAGCGGGCGAAGGUCAUGAGGGACCGCAUGGCCUCGGAGCACUCGUUGCCACGCCGGGAUCACCACCGUCAUCGAGGCCACGGCGAGCAUACCUCGAGGAUGAGCUGCGCUGGCGAGGAGCGCAAGUCCAGGAUGCACCAUGACGGGUUAAAGAGGGCGUACUACCCUAAAGACUCUUCCAGGGGGGAGAAGAAGGAGAGCAAGUGUCCGACGCCGGGCUGUGACGGGACUGGCCAUGUUACGGGUCUGUACCCGCACCACCGCAGCCUGUCCGGGUGUCCUCACAAAGACCGAGUCCCGCCUGAGAUCCUUGCCAUGUAUGAGAAUGUUUUAAAGUGCCCCACUCCCGGCUGCUCUGGACGCGGUCAUGUCAAUAGCAACAGGAACUCGCACCGCAGUCUGUCCGGCUGUCCCAUCGCUGCGGCAGAGAAGAUGGCGAAGGUCCACGAGAAGAUCCUCCCGACUGACAGCGGCAGUAAGACCAAUCAGACGUCAGACCGUGUUCUAAGGCCAAUGUGUUUCGUCAAGCAGCUGGAGAUUCCUCAGUACGGAUACAAAACCAACGUUCCCACCAGCACGCCGCGCUCCAACCUGGCCAAAGAGCUGGAAAAAUACUCCAAGACGAGUUACGACUACGGCGGCUACGACGGCCAGCAUGGCGGCUACGGGAAGAGAGGCCCGACAACCAAGUCCCACCACGGGCGAGACACCUCCCCGAAGGGAUACGAUGCUAAGCGCUACUGUAAGACGUCGAGCCCGGCCAGCAGUACGACCAGCAGCUACGCUCCCAGCACCAGCAGCAGCCUGAGCUGUGGAGUUGGAGGCGGCAGAGGAGACGGAGGAGGAGGAGGAGGAGGAGGAGGAGGAGGAAGCAGCGCCAGCAGCACCUGCAGUAAAAGCAGCUUCGACUACACCCACGACAUGGAGGCGGCCCACAUGGCGGCCACAGCCAUCCUGAACCUGUCGACCAGGUGCAGGGAGCUCCCGCACGCUCUGGGAGGGAAACCCCAGGACCUGCUGACACAGGUAAGUCCGGUUGGCGACCUGGAAGACAGCGGUGCGGUGGACGUGGCCGGUCAGCCCGGCGGUCCGGAGGACAGCGGGACGGUGUUAACCCCCCUGCAGCCGAUGUCGCCCCAGCGGCAGGCUCUGCUCAGCAGCCGCUGCUACCAGCUGAGCGACGCCGACUGCUGGGACCUGCCCGUCAACUACACCAAGAUCAAACGGCUGGGGGACGAGCAGGACCACAAAGAGGUAACGGGAAGCGACGAGCUGGAUCCCUUCCAGGAGCUGCUGGACGAGCAGCGCUACCCGGCCGAGGUCACCAUGCCCAGCCCCAAACACCACAAGUACCCACCCUGCAAAGAGAGCAAGAAGGAGCUCAUCACUUUGUCAAGCUGCCAGCUGGCCGACAAGAACAUCCGCGGGAUGAUGACACCCAACCCACAAGAACUCAGGUGUCCGACCCCCGGCUGCGAUGGAUCCGGACACAUCACUGGAAACUACGCCUCCCACAGGAGUCUGUCCGGUUGUCCACGAGCCAAGAAGAGCGGCAUCAAAAUCCUCCAUAGCAAAGAGGACAAGGACGACCAGGAGCCAAUCAAGUGUCCGGUGCCGGGCUGUGACGGACAGGGACAUGUGACAGGGAAGUACGCCUCCCACCGCAGCGCGUCAGGUUGUCCCUUGGCGGCAAAGAGGCAGAAGGACAGCUAUGUCAACGGCUCGCAGUUUGUCUGGAAAUCUGGCAAGACGGACGGCAUGAGCUGCCCAACCCCAGGCUGCGACGGCUCGGGACACGUCAGUGGGAGCUUCCUGACGCAUCGGAGUCUCUCCGGUUGUCCCCGUGCCACCUCGGCCAUGAAGAAAGCCAGGAUGAGCGGUGUGGAGAUGCUGACAAUCAAGCAAAGAGCAAGCAAAGGCAUAGAAAACGAUGAAGAAAUCAAACAGCUGGAUGAAGAAAUCAAAGAUCUGAACGAGUCAAACACUCAAGCGGAGUCCGACAUGAUAAAACUGAGGACACAAAUCACCACCAUGGAGACCAACCUGAAGUCCAUUGAAGAGGAGAACAAGGUGAUCGAGCAGCAGAACGACUCGCUGCUGCACGAGCUGGCCAACCUCAGCCAGUCACUCAUCAACAGCUUAGCUAACAUCCAGCUUCCACACAUGAGACCGCUGCCACAGAAAGAGGCCCCAGUAAAGCAUAACUGCUGUUUACAGAUGCCUCCCAGAGAGCCAAUGAAUGAACAGAACUUUGACACUUAUGUGAGUACAUUGACAGACAUGUAUACUCACCAGGACCAGUACCAGAGCCCGGAGAACAAGGCGCUGCUGGAGAACAUCAAACAGGCAGUUCAGGGUAUCCAGGUCUAGCCCUGAUUGAGGCCAAAAUAACAAAUGCAAAGCAAAAACAACAACAACAAAAAAGUCAAAAAAAAAAAAGGGGAAUGGGUUGUUUUUUGCUGCUGUAAUCUACAAUAGUUCUUUUAAUUCUUCUGCUGUUAUGCUCUCAACUCCAUGGGUAUCUCUUUUUUUAUUGUUUAUUUGUCGUUGCCUUGCUUUGAAAACAAUUACCAACGUUUAAAACGAACAUUCACGUUUUGUACAUUUUCAUAUGACCUAAU
Molecule: messenger RNA, 4238 nt
Organism: Perca flavescens (yellow perch)
Lineage: Eukaryota; Metazoa; Chordata; Actinopteri; Perciformes; Percidae
Gene: myt1la
Product: myelin transcription factor 1-like, a
Exons: 25
Biological process (GO): regulation of transcription by RNA polymerase II
Cellular component (GO): nucleus
Molecular function (GO): DNA-binding transcription factor activity, RNA polymerase II-specific; zinc ion binding; RNA polymerase II cis-regulatory region sequence-specific DNA binding
Source: RefSeq, a predicted model, not a curated record